AUGGACAUUCAAUUGCACUUGUUUUAUGGAUACACAGAGUGCAUCUGUCCCUGCGGAUACCCACGGCCUGCGAGGCCAGAUGCUCCAGUUCCCAGCUCCAGAAAAAGGCCUGGCUCUGGGAUCACGGAAGCCACGUCCUUUAGGUGUCAAAGGCCCACCCGCCAGUCCCAGGGCCAGUUACUAGGACAGGAAAAGAGGGUCCUGAAGGCCAUAGAAGGCAUCGCGAACCCCAGUUGGGGCCGGGGAGGAGCAGAGUCCCCACUCCGCGCCUUACUUACCUCGUUGGAGCCUCGGGGUCUCCGGGCGGCGAGUCGGGGGACGCGCUGCCCGCAGAGCGGUGGCUGGGGUCGGGCGCCAGCCCGGCGCACAGCCCCCUCCCCCGACUCGGCGCCGCCCCUACCCCAAAGCAAACGCUGGAGAACCCGGAAAUUGCCCAGAACGGGAACCGACUUUCGCGCCAACCGCGCGGCUGCGCUCGCCCUUUCCGGUGGAAGUGACGCCAUCCGCAGCUGCGGCAGGAGAGCGGAAAUGUCAAAAGUGGAGAGCCUAAAGAUAGUAGUGAGCAGCUUGAGUCUUAAGUGUUUGAAUACAACAAUGGAAGGUGACAAGGAUUCUUUGCUUGGCCAAACUUUAGUCAGACUCCGCAACUUUCUCGUAGGUUUAUCUGUGUAUUUCCUUGGAAAAUCCAGUUAGAACCCUCCAUGCUCAAUAUCUGAUCAGGUUCCUCAUCCUCUACCAUCCUUAGGUGAUGUCUGAUCACCUUCACCUAUUUUCAGCAAGAAACCCCUUUACUACUGAAGUUCCUUCUUAGUAAUAUUGUAUCCAGUGACCCCAAACUUUUGUUCCUUGGCUAUAAAUUCCCACUUGCCCAUGCUGUAUUUAAAGUUGAGCCCACUCUCUCCUAAUUCGGCAUCCCAUUGCCAUGGUUGCUAUACGUAUCCUGAUGGUCCUGAAUAAAAUCUGUCUUACUAUGCUUUAA
This is a messenger RNA of Chlorocebus sabaeus (green monkey), 979 nucleotides long. RefSeq lists its product as uncharacterized. Lineage: Eukaryota; Metazoa; Chordata; Mammalia; Primates; Cercopithecidae. The record is from RefSeq and is a predicted model, not a curated record.